AUGUGUUUCUCGGAGCAUGAGUUGUUGAGUGCCCUUAAGGGGUGCUCCAAUUCCUCUGCACCAGGACUGGACCAUGUUACAUGGGUCCAUCUAAAGGAAUUGCUCAAAGACAAACACAUUCUUGUGCUCUUCAUUGUGCUGGCCAACACUUGUCUUUGGGUGGGCCAUUGGCUGCACAUAUUCAAGGAGUCGCUUUCGGUUAUCAUCCCAAAGCCGAACAAGCCCUCCUAUGCUGUGCCAAAGGCUUUCAGGCCUAUUGUACUCCUCAUCACUUUUGAUAAACUCAUUGAAAAGAUGAUUGCGAACAGGAUACAGUUUGAUGCUGUCAGGCAUGAUAUCCUUCAUCACCAACUUGGCAGCAUUUGCCAGAGGUCAACUGAGGAUGCUGGAUUGAUUCUUACCCACCUCAUUUCUUCCCUUCUAUCAACCAUGAAAUGGCUCUUUAUUGCUCUGGUAAUGAAGCUCUUUUAUAUCAAAGCUGCACCACUCAAUAUGACACUUCUCUCCUUUGUGGAUGAUGGGACCAUUUUGGCCCAGUCCAAACACCUCAAUGAUAAUAAUGUGGGCCUGUGUAAGGCCUAUAAGAUUAUCUACCUACUAUUUAUUGCAUUUGCACUCAUUCUUGAACACGACAAGACUGAGUUGUUUCACUUCUUGCAUUGUCACAACGCCUACAACCCUGCACUGGAUCUGGGGUACGCCCCACACACUGGUGCUACACCUUUAAAGGCCAAGACCUAUUGGAGGUACUUGGGCUUCUACUUCGACCGCAGGCUCAUGUUCCAUGAGCAUGUCUGCUACUAUGCUACUAAGGCAUUCACCACUGUACAAGCCAUGUUAGUGUUGCCGCAGUUCAGCCUGGUUCCAGUUAAACCGCAAGCUGAACCGCAAAUUAACUGGGAUUAG
This is a messenger RNA of Cyclocybe aegerita, 906 nucleotides long. The record is from the annotation of a GenBank genome assembly. Lineage: Eukaryota; Fungi; Basidiomycota; Agaricomycetes; Agaricales; Hemipholiotaceae.